Molecule: messenger RNA, 3678 nt
Organism: Megalops cyprinoides (Indo-Pacific tarpon)
Lineage: Eukaryota; Metazoa; Chordata; Actinopteri; Elopiformes; Megalopidae
Product: glycylpeptide N-tetradecanoyltransferase 1-like
Exons: 12
Coding region: 7-1476 (489 amino acids)
Biological process (GO): N-terminal peptidyl-glycine N-myristoylation
Cellular component (GO): cytoplasm
Molecular function (GO): glycylpeptide N-tetradecanoyltransferase activity
Source: RefSeq, a predicted model, not a curated record
UCAAAGAUGGCGGAUGAGAAUGAGACAGCACCGAAGCCGGAGAAAGAAGAGGAGGUAGAAGAGGACCACGGACACUGCAGCGACUGUGAAAAUGAAGAGCAUCACUACAAUGAUGGUGACAAGAGCCCAGGGGACGACAGCGGUGCCAAGAAAAAAAAGAAGAAACAGAAGAAGAAAAAAGACAAAGCUGGAGGCAAAGAUUCGGCGCAGGACACGCUGCCCAAGGUGAAUUCGCUGCCAGCAGACAAGCUGCAGGAGAUCCAGAAGGCUAUCGAGCUGUUCUCUGUUGGCCAGGGUCCUGCCAAAACCAUGGAGGAGGCCAGCCGCCGUAGCUAUCAAUUCUGGGACACACAGCCUGUCCCCAAGCUAGGGGAGAUGGUGACGUCACAUGGCUGCAUAGAGCCCGACAAAGCCAACAUCCGCGAGGAACCCUACAGCCUCCCACAGGGCUUCUCUUGGGACGCCCUGGACUUGGGCGACCCGACCGUGCUGAAAGAGCUUUACACCCUUUUGAAUGAGAACUACGUGGAGGAUGAUGACAACAUGUUCCGCUUUGACUACUCCCCAGAGUUCCUCCUAUGGGCCCUGCGUCCUCCAGGCUGGCUGCCGCAGUGGCACUGUGGGGUGCGGGUGAACUCCAACCAGAAGCUGGUGGGCUUCAUCAGCGCCAUCCCGGCUAACAUACGCAUCUACGACAUAGAGAAGAAGAUGGUGGAGAUAAACUUCCUGUGCGUCCACAAGAAGCUGCGCUCCAAGCGAGUGGCGCCGGUCCUCAUCCGAGAGAUCACCAGACGGGUCAACCUGGAGGGAAUCUUCCAGGCUGUCUACACCGCGGGCGUGGUGCUGCCCAAGCCCGUUGGAACCUGCAGGUACUGGCACCGCUCUUUGAACCCACGCAAACUGAUCGAGGUGAAGUUCUCGCACCUGAGCCGGAACAUGACUAUGCAACGCACCAUGAAACUGUACCGCCUGCCUGAGACCCCAAAGACGGCAGGCCUGAGGCCAAUGACCCGGAAAGACGUGCCUGCGGUGCACAGGCUCUUCCAGGAGUACCUGCGGCAGUUCAACCUGGUGCCUGUCAUGAGCCUGGACGAGGUGGAGCACUGGCUCGUGCCCCAGGAGAACAUCAUCGACACCUACCUGGUGGAGAACUCUGAGGGUGUGGUGACGGACUUCCUCAGCUUCUACACCCUGCCCUCCACCAUCAUGAACCACCCGGUGCACCGCAGCCUGAAGGCGGCCUACUCCUUCUACAAUGUGCACACCACCACCCCCCUGCUGGACCUCAUGGGGGACGCCCUCAUCCUGGCCAAAUCGAAAGGGUUUGAUGUCUUCAAUGCUCUUGACCUGAUGGAGAACAAGACUUUCUUGGAGAAGCUCAAGUUUGGCAUUGGGGAUGGGAAUCUGCAGUAUUAUCUGUACAAUUGGAAGUGCCCCAGCAUGGGAUCUGAGAAGGUGGGCUUGGUACUGCAGUGAUGUACUUGUACCACCGCCAGAACAGGAGACGAUGCCACGCACUUAAUCACCUGGCUAAUGGAUUGAUGGACUUUCCUCUUCAGGAAAGAGAAACCCACCGCCCAUUUUUAAUUUUGACCUAUGACUUUGACCUGCACUGCUGCUGUCAGCCGGGGGGGGGGGAUGGGGUGUGGGCAGGGUAGGUUGCCCCCUUCAGUCCCUUCACCCCCCUCGCAUGGAGCUAAAGCCAUUGUAUUUUCCAUCCCAUACAACAGCAACUGAAGACUGAAACUAUUGAACCACCCACAUGCACGCACACACACACACACACACACACACACACACACACACACACACGCAACAGCUUUCACUACACACAAACAAGGGUAACUCACCACACAAGCAGAAACAAACACUUGUACAAGAGCCGAAACCAUUUUUUUCCAUAGUUGGAAAUGCUUUUGCAAAAUACUGUCCUCUUCCUCAGAGCAAGUUUUAGAAUAAAAAAUAAUCAAAACAAUAAAAAGAGAAAUAAAUACAUUAAAUAAAUAUCCAAAGUGGACACAAUACAAGGGCUUUUGUAAAUGUUUUCCUUUCAUUUCUUUACGAGGUCUUAACCCAUAUGCUCUCUGUCACUCCACUCCCAUUAACACAUGUGUUAGUCUGUGGCUGAAUGUAAAAGGAACAGAGGCCUUUUUCACUGAAUGGACGAAGGAGUGAACUUUUUUUUUCCCUUUUUUUCCCACCUGUGUCACUGAUUUCAUUGCCCAUCCAGAUGUUCUGUUUUCAAACCAGUUCAACCAGUAAAUGGACCUGGACCUGAAUAGACUGGUUGACACUGGUUUGGAAUGGGAAGGGAGGAGAGCGGGGUGGGGGCUGUGUUGUAGGAGGAGUUUUUAUGUGGGUAUUUGUGCUACUUAAGUAUGAGAGGGAUGAUUUGGUGGUUGGUGGGUGGGUGAGGGUAUAAGGGGUUGAGCAGUGAAUGCAGCAUACAGCAUGCUGAAAGUGUCUUUUUGUAAAAAAUAAGAAAAUGGAGGAUAAAGGAGUCAUCCAGGCUAAAGGGGAAAAGCAAAAGUGAAGUGCAGGGUCAUGUGUAAAAAAAUAAAAGCUUAGAAGUGCUGCGAGGUUUGGUUUGGUCUCUGCAUUCUAGAAUCCAUUCACAUUUAAUUGUAGUUAGCGUUACAGCAAAUCAAAAAUGCCUGAAAGACAGCUGGAUUAACACAUUGCUGGGCAUCUCACCUGGCAAUCUAAAUAGUGGAGCUGCACGUAUACUGUGGCUAUGUUCCAAAGUUAUCCCUGAAGCCCUUAAGCCUUCGGUGAGUGUUCAUACCCAUUGACAUGGUCUCCCCAAAGCUUUCCAGGACCUGUGAGAGGGAGGGGCAAAGGAACAGCAAACUCUGGAAUGCAUCUUCUAAGAAUCAUCAAAUGGCAGUGUUACUCUCAGCUUUACCAAAGUGUAGCACGUGACUAUGUACGCCUCCAGACUAAUUCAUUACUGUGUGUUUGAGUACUGUAGUUUUGCAGACGGUGAUCAUUUAGUUUUGUGUGGUGAUUGUGUAGUGUUCAUGUAGUUUUUUGUUUUUUUUCGUAAUUUAUUUAGCAGUAGAUACGAGUUCCUAGCUUCUACCCACAUUGGUUUGCUUUGUGUUCAAUUGAUAGUUGAUAAUUGUAGACUGUUGGCAAGUGUUAUGUGUGAUCAGUAUUUGUAUUUGUAUGAUUUAUAAAAAUGCAAAAUGGCAUGUGGGUGCAUUGUUUCCACCUCCUGUGUAGGAGGUUGAUCAGAAAUGAGUUCAGCAUUAGUUGUGUUAUGUUCCAGAGAUCCCUCCCCCAAAGUCAUGACUUUGCCAAGGUCGAGGUCUUAUUUGACCACAUUUGGGGGGUGUCAUUUCAAAUUCCCAAAGUAAGGGCUUAAGGGCAUGUGGGGUAACUUUUCCAGCUCUUGGUUCACAAAUUGGGGGGUGGCGGCAGGUGGAUAGGUAAAAUUAAGCACUGGUUGGAAUUACAGUGGACCUGGUCUCCUUUGGAUGUUGCUCCUGUAACCUUUCCUGUCCAUAUCUUUUGGAGACCACCUUGCAUUGAAUUGUAUGGACAGCUCGUCAAAUCUGUGUUACUGGUGUUGGACUUAUGCGAUUUUCAAAUGUAUACACAUCGCAAAGCAAUGUUACUGUAAUCAGAACUCUUUUGUGGGGGACAAACAAGCACUGUUGCAAUUAAAUAAAUGUU